Molecule: messenger RNA, 3909 nt
Organism: Alternaria postmessia
Lineage: Eukaryota; Fungi; Ascomycota; Dothideomycetes; Pleosporales; Pleosporaceae
Exons: 11
Coding region: 1-3909 (1302 amino acids)
Biological process (GO): glutathione biosynthetic process; regulation of DNA-templated transcription
Cellular component (GO): glutamate-cysteine ligase complex
Molecular function (GO): glutamate-cysteine ligase activity; zinc ion binding; sequence-specific DNA binding
Source: RefSeq, a predicted model, not a curated record
AUGGACACUAUGGAUGCCGGCAGUAGGCAGAGCAUCGGCUUGCCGUCAAUCAACCACAUGGAUGCCGACAGAGUAAAGCGCGAAGAGGUCGAGUAUCAGAGAAAACACUCUGUCGCCGCCGCCAUGCCUAGUCCGAUGCAUCCCUACGCGGGACCGCCGCAUCUGCAUAGCAAUCACCAAUCGUCAGUCGCCAGCGCAGUACCCGGCUCGCUUGGAGGCCUACUGUCUCCUCCCGAAUCACGAAGGACGUCUGGCGACGAGAAAGAGACGCAACGACCGACGGCCCGUCAAUCGCUGCCUUCAAUACACGAGGCCCUAGGUUCGGAACAGCCGCUGUCAUAUCCAUCUACAGUGCCUCCACCUUCAGCGGUAACUUCAGCGCCCCAGCACUACCAUCCACAUUCCGCUGCUGCUUCGCCCGCUGAACCACGGCCACGACCAUUUCCAUCCGAUCCUCAGCACGCCAGCCAAGGGCCUUCUAAUCCCUUCACCUAUCCGCGAAGCCCAUUCGUCGGUGCACCAGCAUCACCUACAGUCUCCCGGCAGCCGCCGCAAGUCCAGUCAGAUUCUCUGCCCCGCCCGCCCUUUUCAGAACCACGGCCACCCUAUUCUACUCCUCAACACAAUCCGAAACUGCCCACCCUACACCCACUUAAGACCACGCAAUCUCCGCCACCAAGCGUUGCUCGUCCCAACGCUCCUUACUCAUCGUAUCCCCCACCACCAUCAGCCACUUACGAGAGCCCUGCUCCUUCCUCGGCGGGACCCAUGAACCAUCAUUACCCGUAUACGCAGUAUCCUAACUAUCCUUCAUCCACGCCUUCAGCAAGUGCUUCCAACUCGGCUUACCCCCCAGCCAGCUCAACUUACUCGGCUCCACCUCGGUAUGCCCCGCAACCGUGGCAGGAUAAUUCAGAGAUGGCUCGGCUAGAAGAGAAGAAGAUUGGUCGCUCAAGCUUAGCACCCUAUGGCGAGUCGGUCAAGCGACAUCUAGAGAGUUUUGACCUUGAGGCUUCUCUCAACGAGAUGGCCGAUGGAUCCGGACGCGUUGCCGAAUUUUCAAAAGUCUACCGACAACGUGCGCAUGAGAACCAACGCAUUGGCUUGACACCACAGUCGAUGCCAAGGUUAGACGAGGUCGAUGAUAUGAUCAAGCAGAGCGAGAGAAUCCAGAUGUCACUUCAACGGAUGCGAGAAGUCGUCUUCAACCACCACCAGGCGAGCAUCGUAGAGCCUCCCCAAGACCCACGCUACCGUCCGAUGAAUGGCUAUGAUGACAACGCAAGCAACUACGGCGAUGACACCAAGGGCAUGGGUGGCUUUGCUGGUGGUGACAAUAAGACCCGGAAGCGAGGUCGGGCCGCACCGCCAGGACGUUGCCAUAGCUGUAACAGAGCCGAGACCCCUGAAUGGCGAAGAGGGCCAGACGGUGCUCGAACCUUGUGCAAUGCUUGUGGUCUACACUACGCCAAGUUGACUCGCAAAAUGGGUGGCAAGCAAGCGAUGACAAGCUCAAAUUUACGACCCAAGUCCAUUGACCAUGGCUCACCAACGAUUGGGAAGGCUUUGCACAGCGUAGCGACAUGCGUGCACGUGGGCGAGGACAACGGUAGGCGAGGCGCAUUUGGUGGACAGCAAAAGAAGACGCCAUGCGCAGUCGUGCAUCGGGGCUCGCUGAAACCGAGGCGUCUGCAGCGCGUUCAAAACUGCAAAAGCCCUGCGUUGCGUCAAACCCCGCUAAACGUCCCAUAUUCUGCAGUGCUCCCCGAACACCUCCCCGCAAUCGCCGUUCAAAACCAGAAGCCACCCAUUCACACGUCUGCUCGGCCCGCCCGUGCACCAACCCGCAUUGGACUCCCUACCGUAACGCCUUACAGAACGAACUUGGGAUGGGUCUGCUGUGAGAUCCGUGCUACGUCUCUCGCCGCCCUCGCUAAUAUCAUAUCAAGUGCCCUAGGAACGCCUCUUGACUGGCCAGAGGCCAAGAAAGUUGCUGGUCAGCAACUGCUCGCCAUCUGGCGCAAUGCCAAAGGCAAGGAGAGGGAUGCGCUCCUUUGGGGGGACGAGAUCGAGUACUUGGUUGUUUGCUAUGAUCAAGACAACCACAAGGUCCGAUUGUCGCUCCGCCAGGCAGAUAUCCUAGCUGCGCUGGCCAACGACGAGAAACUUCUGCAGCAAGGCGGCGGGGUACCUGACCUACAAACCGGAAACGCCGACGCAAAGGAUAACCCUGCACCGGUCUUCCAUCCCGAAUUUGGGAGGUUCAUGCUGGAAGCAACUCCCGGAAAGCCAUGGGGCAUUGGCUUCAAGGACCUGCUUGAUGUUGAACCAAACAUGAAAUGGAGACGAGCCAUAGCCAAGGAUCACAUGGCACAGAGCGAGUUUCCAAUCACAUUGACGACAUUCCCUCGUCUCGGAUCGGCCGAUUGUAUCGUACCAUCAUAUCCUGUUUCUGGGCCCAAGCUACGAUCCCAAUUUGUACCGGAUGAAAUUGCCAACCCGCAUAUUCGCUUUCCUACCCUAGCGGCAAACAUUCGUUGGCGCAGGGGCCGGAAGGUCGAAGUAAAUGUCCCAGUUUUCAAGGACGAGAGCACACCGUGGCCGUGGAAGGAUCCUACAGUCAAUUAUGACAUGCACAACUGGCCCGAAGAUGACGACGUUCGCAAUGGUGCUGCCAAGGACAACUACAUCCACAUGGACGCCAUGGCGUUUGGUAUGGGAAGCUGCUGCUUGCAGAUUACCUUCCAAGCAAAGAACAUUGAGGAAGGAAGGAAGAUGUACGAUCAGCUCAGCCCGAUAGCACCCAUCUUGUUAGCAUUGACGGCGGCGACACCAAUCUAUAAGGGUUUCCUGGCCGACACCGAUGUGCGAUGGAACCAAAUUAGCAGAGCGGUCGAUGACCGCACACCGGAAGAACUAGGAGAGAAGCCGCUCAAGAACGACCGAUGGAGACUACCCAAGUCGCGCUAUGCGUCAAACUCAACCUACAUUUCCCAGGAUCCUCGCUUGCGGCCUGAGUAUCUCGACCCGGAUCUCAUUAUCGACGCCGACAUCAAGCAGCGCCUGGUUGAGGGCGGCAUGGAUGAUCUUCUUGCGACACAUUUUGCUCACCUCUUCAUUCGUGAUCCUAUUGUCGUUUUCGCAGAAGACCUCCAGGAUUUGGACCUUACUAAAGCCGACCACUUUGAAAACUUGCAGUCAACCAACUGGCAGCACAUGCGCUUCAAGCCGCCGCCAGCUGGUUCUGACAUGGGUUGGCGUGUUGAGUUCCGUCCGAUGGAGAUUCAAAUUACUGACUUCGAGAACGCUGCCUUCUCGAUCUUUAUCGUGCUUCUGACCCGUGCCAUCCUCUCGUUCAAUCUCAACUUCUACAUACCCAUCACAUUGGUGAGCGAAAACAUGGAAACAGCACACAUCCGCGACGCCGUAUCGACACAGAAAUUCUGGUUCCGAAAGAAUCCCUUCUCGACACACAAGCCCAGUGGAACAGGUACAUCGACACCUGUGAGGAACGGCAGUCGUCCAGCGACGCCUACCGGCCCUGUUGAGGAAGAGUAUGAGCAAAUGUCAGUCAACGAGAUUAUCAAUGGGCAGACAAAUUCAACCGAUGGCAAUGGCUUCCCCGGCCUUAUUCCGCUUGUUGAGUCUUAUCUCAACAGCAUGAACGUCGACGUUGAAACGCGCUGCGAUCUCGCCACCUACUUGGAUUUGAUCCGUAAGCGCGCUAACGGUACAUACUGGACUGCGGCCAAGUGGAUCAGGCAUUCUGUCCAAACACAUCCGGCGUACAAAAAAGAUAGUGUUGUUGGAGACGAUAUCACGUACGAUCUUGUCAAGGCUGCAGAGCAGAUUACUCGUGAAGAGGGCCGGGAUGGGUUAGGCAAGGAGAUGCUGGGAAAGCGACGUUGA